CUUUGGGCAACUCCGAUGGUCUCAGACGAAUCGAAUGAGUCUUACUUUACGGAUGACGAAGCGACGAUGAAUAUGUCCUUCCAGACCGCGAUGAAAGAAGCUGAUCGUGCUGAAGGGAUGACACCGUUUAAGGACAUACCCGAGCACCUUAUUGAAAGGACACAAACGGGAAAGGUCAUCAACGUACGACCGCCGUCACCGAAUAGUCCCACGUCAACUCUGAAGAGGCGCGUGAAGGAUUUGGAAGAUGAACUCCACAAUAAGGAAGAUCAGACGGCGAGACGAAAACAGGAAUAUCAAGAGAGACUGACAUCGCUUGAGACCCGGCUAUUUGAGUUGGAACAACAACGGGGAUACUUGGAGAAUACAGCAGAAGAAUGGAAGGUGAAAUAUGAAAAGCAAAGGGAACUGGCCGAGGAGUAUCUGAAAAUGGUAGAUGACAGAGAAAUGGAAGGUCAUCUUGCAGUCAGUGACCUUAAUGAAAGUAUGUCAGAAGAAUCAGCUGAAAGGUCACGACACUUAGCCGAAUUGAAGGACGAGUGUGACCAGUUACGACAAAAGGUCACUGAAGCUGAAACUAAACGGGACGAAUACGCGACCAAAUUCGCAGAGGUCACACAACGGUUAACGACAUUGGCAACGGAGACGUUCAAACUAAGGAAUGACCUGAAGCUACGGGAGGAGGCUGUCAGCACUCUGCAACUAGAAUCGAAAGGUCAUCAGGAACGGGCGGACGAAGCUGAGAAGUUGCGCAAUGAUGCAAUCAAAGCGAUGCGAGAGGCAAGAGACAUCACAGCUACUGAAGGAGAACGCCUGAAAGAAGAAAUCAAAAAGGUCAACCAGGAGAAUGAAAAGGUCACAGAAGACAUUGAAAAGGUCACUAAGGAAGGACUCAAAUGGCAGAAGGAAGCACGGCGACUGGACACAAUGGUCACAACAUUGGAGCUGAAGGACAAAGAGUGGCAACAACAGGUCGCUCAAAAGAGUCAGGAGAUUGCAAAGCUGAACACUGACCUCGUCGAGAUGACCACCACAGCAUUGGCAAAAGAUGAUGAGUUGAUCGCAAUCAAGGAUCAGCUGAGAUCAGCCGCUGGGCAGUAUCAGCAACUCGAAAAUGAAACGAGUGAGCUGGUCGAGCACAUCAAAAAGAUGGAACAGGAAAAUGAAAAGGUCACCCAGCAGGAGUCUUUUAAACUGCAGGAACACUUACGAAAGGUCAACCUGGAAAAUUCUGAUCUAAAGAGAGAAAGAGAAGAACUUCAACUGAGAACUAAACGAUUGGAAGAUGAGAACAAGGCGCUCCAGACGUCUAACAAGCACAAAGAUGAACAACUCCUACAAUAUGGAGUUAAAACGGCAACAGUGGAGUCCCCCCCGCCCAGUUACAGCAAGGCGCAUGAAACGGGCACGGGUAAAAGCUUCCACUUCGACAUGCCGCUACGAACUGGUACUGGCAGAGGAAGUGUCAAAAACGAAAAGGACGGGGAAAAGGCCAAAGAUGACAAAGAGCCACCAUCGGAAAGUUACCCGCAUAUGAGUCGAGGUGACCCUUCACAAUUUCCCCCGCACAUGGAGACAAAUGUGUUCAUUGAUGAAGGACGACGGGACAGACCCCCCAGCCGGCAGGAGCGUCCAAGGAAAUCCCGUUAUGGAAAAGCGAAACGAAAUCAAAGUGAUGAUGCAAGUAGCGAAGAAGACGAUGACCAGAGGGCAGAAAUUGACACAGCGGUGCAAUUGACAAAAGCACUCAACUCGAUGGCCCGGAAAACACCACUCAUGACCUUUGACGGCAGUCGUGACACAGUGAGUGGGUGGACACGAUUGGUGAAAGAAACCCAAAGGACUUAUCAGUUGACGGACGACCAAAUCAUGAUUGAGAUAGCCAGUGCAGUGAAAGGUCCUGCAAAAACAUGGUUUGAAGGAGAAAAGGACAUCGCAGCCGAAGAUAGAAUUGAAUACUCAAUAACAGAGUGGAUGGACAAAUUCAAGGACGAAUAUGGUGAUCGAGAUGAAGAAGUCUUAGGCUUACGUGAGGCCUAUGCAAGGAAAUUUGAACUCGGAAAAGAAUCGCUGGACCAGUAUUAUCAGGCGAUGAUGCGAUUCAAAGCAAAGCGGAUCAUCACAGAGAAACAAGCAGUGGGUUUCCUGAUUGAAGGAUGUAGAGGGGACAACGAACUCUACAAAGCCCUGCGCAUACAGAAGUGCAAGACGCCAACGGAUGUGAAGGACUUCUUCCGACAUUGGGCAACGGGCGAAGAAAAAUACAAGGCACCAAAAGGUCAACGUAAUCAGGAAUACGUGACCAUCCGCCAAGGCCAAGUUGAAAACGUGCCGCAACAGAGAAUGGCAGCUGCGCCAGUCCAGCAGCCGGUUGAAUACCGCGUGGAGACUCCGGUCAGAGAGGUCACCGAAAAGGUGACUUUUAUCGACAGUCAGACGGGACAACCAAUAACAUAUGCGAUGGUGGCGGCGAUACAGGCAGCUACUCAAGUGAGACCGGCACCCCAGAAUGCGGCUCCACCGGCACCACAGAUAAUGGCUCCUGUGAAUGUCGGGUUACCACAACAAGGUGGGGGUAAUGGAAAUUUCGGUGGAAAUGGAUAUGGAAAUGGAAACUGGAAUGGAGGCCAAGGAAACUUUCAGAAUCAAGGUCAAAGGCAAGGCAACUUUCAGCCAAACAGAGGAAACCAGAACAAUAAUCAGCAAAAUCAAGGGUCACGAACCGAAUUCAAGUUCCAAAUGAUUGACGGAUGGGUGGCGAACAACGUUCAGAUGUGCCAGUACUGUAUGUAUGGCAACCACCAGACCCAGGGAUGCAAAUUCGCCCACACACCACCGGAACAGAACCCAAACCUGUUUGCCUUCAACGAGUGGCAACGACUGCGCGGGCUCGGUGGUUGGCGCCAAGCGGUCGCAAAUGGAUAUGACCUGAUCACGCAAUGGUACCAGGCGAAAGCGAACUUUCAGAAUCAGCAAGGUAACGGUAACUAUGGAAACGGAAAUGGUGGUGGCCAGAAUGGCGGCUUCGGCCGUGGUGGCUUCGGCCGCGGCGGCUUCAGAGGAAGAAACAGAGGCUAUGGCCGCGGAAAUUACAGAGGCGGUGGAAAUGGAGGCGGAAACUACCAACAGGGUGGUGGCCAGCCAAACGGAGGUGGCCCAGUGAACGAGCAAGCGCAAGGAAAUGUGCAGGGCGCACAACAAGGUGGGGCGCCGGUUCAGGGAAACGGGCAAGAUCAGUAGGCACCGGUGAGCCUACUGAUCGACCCGACCCUAAACCACCGGAUAAAAGGGAAAGGUCACCACUGCAGAAUGGUACUGCAGUGAACGUGACCACUGCAACGGCUAUAUGGAUGCCGUCAGCGAAAAAGCAAAACGGACCGGCUAUAUGGAUGCCGCAACCACAAGAAACGGCUAGAUGGAUGCCGCCACAGCAAAGAGAAACGGCUAUAUGGAUGCCGUCAGCGCAAAAAGGAAAUGGAACGGUUAUAAGGACACCGUCGCAGAA
This is a messenger RNA of Paramacrobiotus metropolitanus, 3505 nucleotides long. RefSeq lists its product as uncharacterized. Bases 16 to 3240 code for a protein of 1074 amino acids. Lineage: Eukaryota; Metazoa; Tardigrada; Eutardigrada; Parachela; Macrobiotidae. The record is from RefSeq and is a predicted model, not a curated record. The transcript has a single exon.